Messenger RNA from Acanthocheilonema viteae, 1035 nucleotides. The record is from the annotation of a GenBank genome assembly. Lineage: Eukaryota; Metazoa; Nematoda; Chromadorea; Rhabditida; Onchocercidae.
AUGCAUAAAAAUGGUUUCUUUCAUCGUGAUAUGAAACCGGAAAAUAUCAUGUGUAAUGGUACCGAACUUGUUAAAAUUGCUGAUUUUGGUUUAGCACGUGAAAUUCGUUCGAGACCACCCUUUACCGAUUAUGUUUCCACUCGUUGGUAUCGAGCACCGGAAAUUCUUCUACGUUCCACAUCAUAUAAUUCACCAAUUGAUAUUUGGGCACUUGGUUGCAUUAUGGCUGAAUUAUAUAUGCUUAGGCCAUUGUUUCCCGGUACUUCAGAAUUGGAUCAACUUUUUAAAAUUAUUACAAUACUUGGAACACCCAGUAAGGAUGAUUGGCCAGAAGGUUAUCAGUUGGCUAUAGCAAUGAAUUUCAAAUUUCAACAAUGCGUUGCAAUACCUUUUUCAACAAUUGUAAAUUCAAUUGGUAGUGAUGGUCUCAAACUGAUGACAGAUAUGAUGCUUUGGAAUCCGGAAAAACGUCCUAGUGCUAUUGCUUCUUUGAAAUAUAGAUAUUUUUUGGUUGGAGAAAAAUUAGGAGCAUCAGCGGUCAGUCAACCGUCCACAUCAAAUCGUGAAACGAGUGCCGGUUCAACAUUAUCCGAUUCAUGUGUAUUACUUGGUAAAGCAAAAUUGAAAACGAAUGUUUCUGAGACAAAAAUUGAUAUGGAAAAUGUUAAUUCGGAACGAAAUAUCAAUAGAAAUUUGCCCAUUACAAAAUUGAUGGAUGAACCAUCAAAAGAUGAUACAUUGUUAGAUAAGAAUAGUGAUACAAUCAAAACUGUAGUUAUGAAAACUAAAUUACCUGCCAGAGAAUUGUAUAUGUCAAAAUCGAGAUAUAUGCCUGGUCUUAUGCUAAAUCAAAUAAAUCAACAAAGCAUUGAUCCAGCAAAGCGAUCAAAUCAGAAACCAAAUCCAGCAAGAUCAGCGGUACAGGCUCGUUUCGAAUAUGCUUACGGUUAUGUACCAUCAUUUGGCGUCCGAAAAAAUCUAAUAAACAAUCAAAGCACAAAACCAUCGGGAAGAAUUGAUUGGACGGCAAAGUAA